AUGGCGAGCCAGUUUAUUGGACUGCACAUGUUGGUUGUGCUCCGCGACCCGUCGGGUUAUCGUCUCACUGGUACUGUGAGAGAUGUAGAAGCAGGAAGCAGCCUCACUCUGACCAACGUGUACAUUCCGGCCACCAAGGAAAGGACAGCGCAGAUGAAGAUAAACGCUUCUAAUAUCGCCGACCUGUCCGAAAUGCCGGCGGAGCUGGCCUCGCCGGAAAAGUACGGCCCUUGUGCAUCCGAGCGCGACCUCACUCUGCGUCCGAGCCCUGCUUCACAUGCCCAUCAGCCGCAGCUUCAACAGCUUCAACAACAACAACAACAACAACAACAACAACAACAACAACAACAACAACAACAUGACCAAGCCUUUAUGGAUCCUGCCAUCGUAAAGGUUGGUAAAAGGCCCGUGUCAGUUACGUCGCCUGCAUUGAGCUCUGGCCAGCGAGGUCGUUCUACAAGGGCGGGACAAGAGGAAUAUGUCGAAUUGAAGCCCGCAGCCGCGGCCGCGGCCUCGCCCGAUGGAAGGAGACCAGAGCCAUAUAUUCUGGAUUCCUUCCAAGGCAUGCGAGGCAUAAGCUUGGGCAGAAGCAGCCAUACCGUUCUCCAGCAAACCCCAAGCGCACUGGACACGCCACCGCAGAAGAAGAAGAAUCGAUCCAAGCAUGGGAAGCAGCCGAGAUCCAACACCACGAGCCAUCAUCCAGGUCAAGACAGCAACGGAGCCAACGCAAGCGGGCACGGCAAGGGCUGGAGACAGACGCCUCUGUUACAGAGCACGUCAUCCUUCCAGCCCUUCAACUCGCUCAAAAAGAACGGCAAAGGCCGCAAGGGUCUCGCGGACAAUGGCUGGGCCUCGGAAGAUGUCACGGAAGAGAUGGGUGACUUUGACUUUGAAAACAACCUGGCCAAGUUUGACAAGCGGACCAUUUUUGACCAGAUGCGCAAAGAGGACGAGGUGGAUGACGCAGAACGGCUCGUGUCGCACAAUCGUCGGCCGAAACCCGGCACUGCCAGCGGCAAGAACUUGCACUAUACGGAGAUGGUGCUUGGCACGCCACCUCCAGUAGGCGGACAAGAGGCAGGCUUUUGGAACAGCGAGGCGGAAGUAGGCGUCAACGGGGGGUCGGAGAAGUUGAGUGGGGGGCGCGACGGACGCGACGGACGCGAGGCAAGGAACAGCGUUGCUUCCACCGUCAAGGGCCGGGCUGAAAGCAUCUCUGGGCGGACGCGACGAUCGCAGUCCCGCAAGUCCAGUGCGGUCGCGACCAGCCAACCGCUCAGUCGCGUAAACUCGUCCGUACGUCUGUCGCAGUCGUCGUCCAGGCGCCACACGCCAAGAACCGGUUAUCGCAAUGCUGACGACCACGUGCAGCAGCAGCAGCAGCAGCAGCAGCAGCAGCAGCAGCAGCAACAGCAACAGCAGCAGCAACAGCAGCAGCGGAUUGACCAACCGGGGUUCUAUCUCGUUCCCUCCAACCGUCGUCUCGAAGCGAUUUCUACUCUGCAGAUGCUCAACCUCGAAAACAUAGCUGCCAACGAGCUCGGCUUCACCGAAGCUCUCAUGGCAGAGAACGCGGGCCGCGGCAUCGCAGAAGUGGCAGUCAUUGCCUUAUCCGAUCCCGCCAUCAAGGUUCGCUUCGAACUGGCCCUCGCCAGCUCGCUGGUCGACGACGCCUCGUCAUCGCUGGGGUCCGCCACGGUCGUCGUUCUCGCGGGCAACAACAAGUCCGGGAUUCGCGCGAUCGCAGCGGCCCGGCACCUGCGCAACAAGAACCUGGACGUCUCGGUCUGCCUCGUGGGCGUGGAGCGGGAAAAGGACCUGCUGGAGGAUCUGAGGAGGCAGGUACAGCUGUACCGUGCGUUUGGCGGCAAAGUGCACAGCAAGAACGAUUUUUUCGAGCACAUGCGAAAGUCGUCAGCCUCGGGGUCGCCGGCGCCCGUGUCCCUGAUUGUCGAUGCGUUGCUGGGGCUGACCAUUUCGUUUGAGGAGCUCCGCGUCGGGGACCAAGCGACCGUCUACGAACUGAUGGAGUGGGCGAAUCGCAACGAGGCGUUUGUGCUGUCCGUCGACGUUCCUACAGGCAUUGACCCCAGCUCGGGCAAGAUUGCCAUUAUCGACGGCGCUCACCUGUACGUCAAGCCCAAGUACGUGGUGGCCAUCGGGGCGCCGAAGAAGGGGCUUCUCGAAUCGGUCACGCCCGCAGCCGACGGAGAGCCGGGAGUCGGAAAUCCCGUCGCUUCCGACGAUGAAUGGCGGCUGUACAUUGCCGACAUGGGACUCGGGAGCGCGGUGUGGAGGAAGGCCGGGACCAAGGUUCGCAAGGGCGUCGACUUUGACGGCAAGUGGGUGCUGGAGAUGCGGUAUCGCGGAGCGGAUGCGCGACUGUGA
This is a messenger RNA of Ustilaginoidea virens, 2391 nucleotides long. RefSeq lists its product as uncharacterized. The coding region runs from base 1 to 2391 and encodes 796 amino acids. The transcript is spliced from 2 exons. NCBI's taxonomy places the organism in Eukaryota, Fungi, Ascomycota, Sordariomycetes, Hypocreales, Clavicipitaceae. Gene Ontology annotation, cellular component: P-body. Gene Ontology annotation, biological process: P-body assembly; deadenylation-independent decapping of nuclear-transcribed mRNA. The record is from RefSeq and is a predicted model, not a curated record. Gene Ontology annotation, molecular function: mRNA binding.